This is a messenger RNA of Choloepus didactylus (southern two-toed sloth), 4196 nucleotides long. RefSeq names its product ecotropic viral integration site 5 like (gene EVI5L). Lineage: Eukaryota; Metazoa; Chordata; Mammalia; Pilosa; Megalonychidae. The coding region runs from base 563 to 3016 and encodes 817 amino acids. The record is from RefSeq and is a predicted model, not a curated record. The transcript is spliced from 20 exons.
UCUGCCUUCCCAGCCCUGCCCUGCCCAGGGAUCCUCCCAAUUCAGCAGUUCUCGUCCACUGCCCCAGCCAGCUGCAGACUUUGACUCUGCAGGAGGCCCCGGAGCAGUUCCCACUGUUCUCUCUUGGGAAUGAUUAACUCCUGGUUAGAGGGUGCACACUCGCUUGAUCUUCAGGGCAGGUGGUCCCUGGUCAGCUGUCCCAAUAGGAGGCAAAGGUCUGCAGGCUCUGCCGAGAGCUGCCACCCAAAGCCGGGGCCUUCUGUGCCCAACAGACUGGGGAGCCCUCGGGGCCAGAGGUAGAACCAGUGGCACUGGGUAGCCACAGGGUCCUGGGGAGGGAGGGUCCUGGGGUCCCCGGGAGGUGAAAGAAGAGUGGUGCCUCCCCCCACCAUGCAGGGCAGCACAGAGUAAGGGAGACUGGAUUGAGGAUGUGACCAGAGUCAAGUCCAGCUGACUACGGACCCUCUGGCAUCCGUUGGGGUGGGAAUGUGCCCAGCAACUUGAAGGUGACCAGACAGAGCUGUGACCCAGCCUCACCUCACGGCUGAAGAGCCUGCCCACCAUGGCGAGCCCCACUCUGAGCCCCGACUCCUCGUCCCAGGAGGCCCUGUCGGCCCCCACCUGCUCCCCGACCUCUGACUCCGAGAACCUCAGCCCCGAUGAGCUGGAGCUGCUGGCCAAACUUGAAGAGCAGAACCGGCUCCUUGAAGCUGACUCCAAGUCCAUGCGCUCCAUGAAUGGCUCCCGGCGGAACAGCGGCUCCUCGCUGGUGUCUAGCUCCUCAGCCUCCUCCAACCUGAGCCACCUGGAAGAGGACACGUGGAUCCUGUGGGGCCGGAUCGCCAAUGAGUGGGAGGAGUGGCGGCGCAGGAAGGAGAAGCUGCUCAAGGAGCUGAUCCGCAAGGGCAUCCCGCACCAUUUCCGGGCCAUUGUAUGGCAGCUCCUGUGCAGUGCCACGGACAUGCCAGUCAAGAACCAGUACUCGGAGCUGCUCAAGAUGUCCUCGCCCUGCGAGAAGCUGAUCCGCCGGGACAUCGCCCGCACCUACCCGGAGCACGAGUUCUUCAAGGGCCAGGACAGCCUGGGCCAGGAGGUCCUCUUCAACGUCAUGAAGGCCUACUCCCUGGUGGACCGGGAGGUGGGCUACUGCCAGGGCAGCGCCUUCAUUGUGGGCUUGCUCCUCAUGCAGAUGCCCGAGGAGGAAGCGUUCUGUGUGUUCGUGCGGCUGAUGCAGGAGUACCGGCUGCGGGAGCUCUUCAAGCCCAGCAUGGCUGAGCUGGGGCUCUGCAUCUACCAGUUCGAGUACAUGCUGCAGGAGCAGCUCCCGGACCUGAACACCCACUUCCGCUCCCAAAGCUUCCACACAUCCAUGUAUGCCUCAUCCUGGUUCCUCACUCUCUUCCUGACCACCUUUCCACUGCCCGUCGCCACCCGUGUCUUCGACAUCUUCAUGUAUGAGGGGCUGGAGAUCGUGUUCCGGGUGGGCCUCGCCUUGCUGCAGGUGAACCAGACGGAGCUGAUGCAGCUGGACAUGGAGGGGAUGUCCCAGUACUUCCAGAGGGUGAUCCCCCACCAGUUCGACAGCUGUCCGGACAAGCUGAUCCUCAAGGCCUACCAGGUCAAGUACAACCCCAAGAAGAUGAAGAGGCUGGAGAAGGAGUAUGCGGUCAUGAAGAGCAAGGAGAUGGAGGAACAGAUCGAGAUCAAAAGGCUUCGGACAGAAAACCGGCUCCUGAAACAGCGGAUUGAGACCCUGGAGAAGGAGAGCGCUGCUCUGGCUGAUAGGUUAAUCCAGGGGCAGGUGACAAGGGCGCAGGAGGCCGAGGAGAACUAUGUCAUCAAGCGAGAGCUGGCAGUGGUGCGACAGCAGUGCAGCUCGGCAGCUGAGGACCUGCAGAAGGCACAAAGCACCAUCCGGCAGCUGCAGGAGCAGCAGAAGGGGGCCCCAGCCGCAGCCCUCUGCCUCCCCCAGGAUAACCCACGCCUCACUGAGGACUUCGUGACCCACCUAGAGACAGAGCUGGAGCAGUCAAGGCUGCGGGAGACAGAGACACUGGGGGCGCUGCGGGAGAUGCAGGACAAAGUCCUAGACAUGGAGAAGAGGAACAGCUCGCUGCCUGACGAGAACAACGUGGCCCGGCUGCAGGAAGAGCUGAAGGCGCUAAAGGUGCGGGAGGGCGAGGCCGUCGCCUCAGCCCGAGAACUUAAGCUACAGUUGCAGGAGCUCUCAGAUACCUGGCAGGCCCACCUGUCCCGUGGCGGUCGUUGGAAGGAGUCCCCGCGGAAGCUGGUGCUGGGCGAGCUGCAGGACGAGCUGAUGAGCGUGCGUCUGCGCGAGGCCCAGGCCUUAGCCGACGGCCGUGAGCUGCGGCAGCGCGUCGUGGAGCUCGAGACGCAGGACCACAUCCACCGCAACCUGCUGAACCGCGUGGAGGCGGAGCGCGCGGCGCUGCAGGAAAAGCUGCAGUACUUGGCGGCGCAGAACAAGGGGCUGCAGACGCAACUCAGCGAAAGCCGCCGCAAGCAGGCCGAGGCCGAGUGCAAGAGCAAGGAGGAGGUCAUGGCGGUACGCCUGCGGGAGGCCGAUAGCAUGGCUGCGGUGGCCGAGAUGCGGCAGCGCAUCGCAGAGCUGGAAAUCCAGAGGGAGGAGGGCCGCAUCCAGGGCCAGUUGAACCACUCGGACUCGUCGCAGUACAUCCGCGAGCUCAAGGACCAGAUAGAGGAGCUGAAGGCCGAGGUACGGCUGCUGAAGGGCCCGCCGCCCUUCGAGGACCCGCUGGCCUUCGACGGUCUGGGCCUGGCGCGGCACUUGGAUGAGGACUCGCUGCCGUCUUCGGACGAGGAGCUGCUCGGCGUGGGCGUAGGGGCGGCGCUGCAGGACGCGCUCUACCCGCUUUCCCCUCGCGACGCGCGCUUCUUCCGCCGUCUUGAGCGGCCCGCCAAGGACAGCGAGGGCAGCUCGGACAGCGACGCCGACGAGCUGGCUGCGCCCUAUAGCCAGGGCCUGGACAACUGAGGCCGCGACCUGCCUGCGCCACACCUAUGGAACUCCAUGCUGCGGUGGCUCCAGCAGCCGCCAGGGCUAGGCCCAGCACAGAGGGCAGGGCCGGAGCCUGGCAAGAUCUUUAGGACCCAGGCAGGCCCACCCUCCCCAGCAGUGUUUACUCAUCUUGGUCCGGAUCCCUCCGGACCGUCCUGGAGGUGCCUGGACCUGGAGGGUGGGGAUGACCCAGAGGUCCCAGAACUGGACAAGCAGCAAGUUCCCUUCUCCUUCUGAGACGAGGGCGGCCCUGCUGGGAAGGGCCCAGGAGCUAGAGGAGGCCUGGGGGGGGGGGGGGGGGGGCUCUGGGCUGGAUGUUGUUCACUAUCCCACCACACCCCUGGGGACACAGCCACCCUUGACCAGCCCCUGGACCCCUCCAGGGGUGUCUGGCCACCGGGGACAGAUGGCUGGACUGCGCUUUCCUGCCUGGUGCAGGUGUCGUGGCUCCUGCAGCAGAAACCAAAGUCCCCUCCUCCUGUGUUCAGGGCCCCCUGGGGUGUGGGUGGCUAGAGGGAACUCACCCAGCCCUGGGCAGUGUCUGUUCUCUCUUCCUGGGGCCAGAGCAGCUGCCCAGAAGUGAAGAGACCCCUUCACAGCACCCCACACCUUCCUCUGUGAGAUACCAUCCCCUGACUUCCCAUGAUGGAGGAGUACCCCUCCAGCCAGCCUCCUCUCCAAGGGGUCUUCAGCUUCCACUUCCCUUCCGGGUGCCCCAAUCCCCAUCCUCCACCAGGGUCAGGCCCCAGGUGAAGCUUCCCAGAGGAGCUGCCUCCCCCACACCUCCUCAUGGUGGGCCCGUGGUCUCUGCUGAAUCAGAGCCGAGAACGGUGCCAAAGUCCAACAAUGCCCCCCCAGACUCCCCCACCACCCCCCACCCCCCGGGACCCUGAGACCCGCGGGGUUGACCCUCUCGGUACUCCUGGAGCCUCUAGUAGCGUCACAAGCAAUCUCCCUGGCGCUUCCUGGGGCAGGGCCCAUGCUUAGUGCCCCCCUGCCCGGCCCCUCCCUCUUCAGUGUUACAAAGCCUGGGGCCAGGGUGGACAUCCCCCUCACACGUGCCCCACACACUGCCCACCACCAUUUUGCACACUGCCUGUUCACAGCCCACAUGUUGCCCAGGUGGGAACGAUGGAAAAUAAAGUAUUUACACAGU